Molecule: messenger RNA, 1548 nt
Organism: Bipolaris oryzae ATCC 44560
Lineage: Eukaryota; Fungi; Ascomycota; Dothideomycetes; Pleosporales; Pleosporaceae
Exons: 1
Coding region: 1-1548 (515 amino acids)
Biological process (GO): glutathione biosynthetic process
Cellular component (GO): cytosol
Molecular function (GO): glutathione binding; ATP binding; glutathione synthase activity
Source: RefSeq, a predicted model, not a curated record
AUGGCCUCUAUAGCGAGUGCAGAGUACCCGCCAAAGUUAUCUCAGGAGGAGGAGCAGUACCUGCUGGAAACUCUCAAGGACUGGUCCAUAGCGCAUGGCCUAGCGGUGCGUCCCGCGCCCUCGUUCGUCAAUCACUCGCAGGACCCGUCAGGUGUAUUGGCAAGCACAGCUCCCGUCACCUUGUUCCCCAGUCUUUUCCCACGCUCUUGUUUCGAGCAGGGACUCGCCAUACAGAAGGCGUACAACGAGUUAUACUCGGCAAUCGCAAGGGACGAAUCAUGGUUGAAGAGUAUUGUGGAGCAGCUUUUGGAUGUAGACGACUUUGUUGCAAAGCUAUGGCAUACCCAUCUCGAGGUCAAAAAGCAAGGCUACGUACAAGAUCUCUCGUUGGGACUUUUCCGCUCAGAUUACAUGGUACACCAAGAUCUGUCCCAAUCUAAGUCUCCACCUGGACUGAAGCAGGUAGAGUUCAACACCAUUGCAUCGUCAUUUGGUGGUCUCUCUAGCCAGGUUUCGGCGUUGCACAAAUAUCUACUCACUGUUGAUGCUUACCCUAAAUCGGCACUCUCAACCAUCAAAAAGGAGGCGCUACAACUGAGCAAAUCUGCCUCUUCACUAGCAAAAGGUCUCGCUGCGGCGCACAAGGCAUAUGGAUCAUCGCGCACUGGCCGACCUCUCUGCGUUCUGUUCGUUGUUCAGGACCCUGAAAGGAACGUCUUUGAUCAGAGGCAUCUCGAAUAUGCUUUGCUUGAAGAAAACGGCGUCCGCUCAUUUCGCUUGCCGUUUGGCCAGACCUUGACUCAUACGAAGCUUGACUCGGAUCGCACAUUAGUCUAUACGCCACCAAAUUCGCCAGCGACACCGUACGAAGCAACGACUGUCUACUUCCGAGCAGGGUAUUCACCAGAUGAUUACCCAAAAGAUGAGGACUGGGUAGCGCGCCUCCAUCUUGAGAAGAGCCGAGCAAUCAAAUGUCCCAGCAUCUUAACCCACCUUGCUGGAUGCAAAAAAGUGCAGCAGGUCCUCGCAACGCCACACUCUCAACAUCUUAAGCGCUUCCUCUCCGAUGACCAGGUUGCUGCGCGAGUGCUAGAGACAUUUGCGCCCAUCUACCCACUAGACAAUAGCGAGGCUGGUCAUGAAGCACGAAAACUUGCUACAGACACGUCGACAGCCGUCAAGUACGUGUUGAAGCCUCAACGGGAGGGAGGCGGGAAUAACGUUUACCGGAAAGCCAUCCCGCCGUUCUUGGCAAAGCUCCCCGAGAGCCAUUGGCCAGCGUAUAUUUUGAUGGAAAUGAUCGAGCCGCCUCCGCUGGAAAAUGCCAUUUUGCGAAACGGAGAGCUACAGAGGGGCGGUGUUAUUUGCGAGCUGGGCGUUUACGGCGCGUGUCUUUGGAGAGAUGGCAAUGGAGCUGACAACAAGGGCGAGAUACUAGAGAACUUUGAAGCCGGUUAUCUUCUCCGCACAAAAGGCGACCAGAGCGAGGAGGGCGGGGUGGCUGCAGGUUUUGGAGCCGUAGAUAGCUGCUGCUUAGUGGACGAGUGA